Messenger RNA from Seriola dumerili (greater amberjack), 5337 nucleotides. RefSeq names its product collagen alpha-2(XI) chain-like (gene col11a2). Gene Ontology annotation, molecular function: extracellular matrix structural constituent; heparin binding. Bases 1 to 5337 code for a protein of 1778 amino acids. The record is from RefSeq and is a predicted model, not a curated record. The transcript is spliced from 64 exons. Lineage: Eukaryota; Metazoa; Chordata; Actinopteri; Carangiformes; Carangidae.
AUGACAAGUCUCUCCUCUUGCUUCUCUCUCUCUGUCCCCUCAGACCCAGUGGACGUGUUGCGGGCUCUGCAGGUUCCCUCUCUCCCUGAGGGUGUGAAGAAAGUCCCCGGCUUCUGCACAUCCCGUCGCUCCGGCAGCCCCGACCAUGCUUACCGCAUCACCAAGAAGGCCCAGAUCUCUGCCCCCACCAAGCAGCUCUUCUCAGGUCGUUUCCCGGAGAACUUCUCCAUCAUGGCUCUGGUUAAGGCCCAUGCUGGUCUCCAGGCCUUCCUCCUCUCCAUCUACAGUGAGCAGGGCAUCCAGCAGCUGGGCAUCGAGCUGGGACGCUCUCCUGUUUUCCUGUACGAGGACCAGAACGGCAAGCCAGCCCCCGAGGACUACCCGCUGUUCAGAGGCGUCAACCUGGCUGAUGGCAAGUGGCAUCGCAUCGCUUUCUCCGUUUCCAAGAAAAACGUGACUCUGCUGCUGGACUGCAAGAAGAAGAUGACCCGCCCCCUGCCCCGGGGCAACAACGCUGAGGUCGACACCAAUGGCAUCACAGUGUUCGGAGCCCGUCUGCUUGAUGAGGAGGUUUUCCAGGGAGACAUCCAGCAGCUGCUGAUCGCCUCCAACCCCCAGGCUGCCUAUGACUUCUGUGAACACUACAGCCCUGACUGUGACUCCCCUCUGCCCAAGACCCAGGCUCAGGACCCCAACACAUACUACUUUGAUGAGGAGCAGGAUGACCAUGAAUACCCCUAUUAUUAUGAGGAAACAACAGGCGUUCCCUCCUCCUCUGCGCCCCCCUCUCCCCCACCUGGGGCCCCCGCUGUCAACUUGACCAAUCAGGAUGUAGGCACUGAAUAUACCGAGGCUGGCCACACCGCUACAGAGACUGAUUAUUACUAUGAGGAGACGGACCCACUGCCAGAGGGUGAGGUGAUUGGACAUGAAGUGGUCCCUGUGCAGGAGGUAGAGGCCACCAAGGCAGGCGGAGCGGGCGAGGAGGUCUUCACUGAGGAGUAUGUGACAGGGGACGAGAAGGAAUACGACUAUUCCUACAGGGACUACAAUGAGCCGAUAAUGGAGACUGGAGAGGUCGAUGCCAACAUGGGCCCCGCCCUGUCCGCUGUGACAGACGAGGGAGGCGCCGCCGUCAGAGGCCAGAAAGGAGAGAAAGGAGAACCUGCCGUCCUGGAGCCUGGUAUGCUGAUUGAAGGCCCUCCAGGACCUGAGGGACCUGCUGGUCUUUCCGGCCCCUCCGGCCCCUCUGGACCUCCUGGCUCUGUUGGCGACCCUGGCGAGAGGGGUCCUCCUGGUAGAGCUGGUCUGCCUGGAGCUGAUGGAGUCCCUGGACCUCCUGGAACCUCAGUGAUGCUGCCUUUCCGUUUUGGUCAGAGUGGAGGAGAUAAGGGUCCGGUUGUCUCUGCACAGGAAGCCCAGGCAGCAGCCAUCUUGUCUCAGGCCAGGAUGGCUCUGAAAGGACCUCCUGGACCCAUGGGAUUCACUGGACGCCCUGGACCCCUGGGAAGUCCUGGAAGUCCUGGUCUGAAGGGAGAGAGCGGAGACCCCGGUCCUCAGGGCCCCAGGGGACCCCAGGGUUUGAUGGGACCUCCAGGCAAAGCAGGAAGAAGAGGCCGCGCUGGAGCUGAUGGUGCCAGGGGAAUGCCAGGAGAGUCUGGAUCUAAGGGUGACCGUGGUUUUGAUGGUCUUCCUGGUUUGCCCGGUGACAAAGGACACAGGGGUGACACAGGACCAAUGGGACCCCCAGGAUCCCAAGGAGAGGACGGAGAGAGGGGAGACGACGGAGACGUUGGACCCAGGGGUCUCCCAGGUGAACCAGGACCUCGCGGUUUGCUCGGACCCAAAGGUCCUCCUGGAAUCCCUGGACCUCCUGGUGUACGAGGAAAUGACGGGCACCAAGGUCCCAAAGGAAACUUGGGUCCCCAAGGAGAGCCAGGACCUCCAGGUCAGCAGGGAACCCCAGGAACUCAGGGAAUGCCAGGACCUCAGGGAGCCAUUGGACCCCCAGGAGAGAAAGGUCCCACAGGAAAACCAGGUCUGCCAGGAAUGCCUGGUGCUGACGGCCCUCCUGGCCACCCAGGAAAGGAGGGGCCUACUGGCACCAAAGGAAACCAGGGUCCCAACGGUCCCCAGGGAGCUAUUGGCUAUCCUGGCCCUCGUGGCAUCAAGGGAGCUCAAGGAAUCCGUGGUCUGAAGGGCCACAAGGGAGAGAAGGGAGAAGAUGGUUUCCCUGGAAUUAAAGGAGAUUUUGGUUCCAAGGGAGAGAGGGGUGAGAUUGGAGUACCAGGGCCCAGAGGAGAGGACGGUCCAGAGGGGCCAAAGGGUCGCGUCGGACCCCCUGGUGAGCUCGGACCACUUGGACUUGUUGGAGAGAAGGGUAAACUUGGCGUACCUGGACUUCCUGGAUAUCCUGGAAGACAAGGACCCAAGGGAUCUCUUGGAUUCCCAGGAUUCCCUGGUUCAAACGGCGAGAAAGGAACAAGAGGUCUCAGCGGCAAAGCAGGACCAAGAGGACAGAGAGGACCAACGGGCCCCAGAGGACAGAGAGGACCGAGGGGCGCAACUGGGAAACCAGGAGCAAAGGGAACCUCGGGCAGCGAUGGCCCUCCUGGUCCUCUUGGAGAGAGGGGAUUGCCCGGGCCUCAGGGAGCCAACGGUUUCCCCGGACCAAAGGGACCUCCUGGACCACCAGGAAAAGACGGACUGCCUGGACACCCCGGGCAGAGAGGAGAAGUUGGUUUCCAAGGUAAAAUGGGUCCACCUGGGCCUCCCGGAGUUGUUGGACCUCAGGGCCCAUCGGGAGAGACCGGCCCCAUGGGUGAGCGCGGCCACCCCGGACCCCCAGGUCCACCUGGAGAGCAGGGACUUCCUGGUCCCUCAGGGAAGGAGGGCACUAAGGGAGACCCUGGACCCCCAGGAGGCCCUGGUAAGGACGGGCCCCCUGGACUGAGAGGUUUCCCCGGAGAGAGAGGACUGCCUGGAACCCCUGGAGGUGGAGGACUGAAGGGAAGUGAAGGACCUGCUGGACCUCCUGGACCUGCUGGGUCUCCUGGUGAGAGGGGACAAGCUGGUACUGCUGGACCUGUUGGACCUCCUGGCAGACCGGGCCCCCAGGGGCCUCCUGGAAACGCUGGGGAGAAGGGAGUCCCUGGCGAGAAAGGCCCUAUUGGCCCGGCAGGCCGUGAUGGAGUGCAGGGUCCCGUUGGUCUGCCUGGCCCUGCCGGAUCACCUGGAGUACCCGGAGAGGACGGAGACAAGGGUGAGGUUGGGGAGCAUGGUCAGAAGGGCGCCAAAGGAGGGAAAGGAGAGCAUGGUCCUCCGGGUCCACCUGGGCCAAUGGGUCCCGUCGGUCAGCCUGGUCCUGCUGGUGCUGAUGGAGAGCUUGGCCCGAGGGGUCAGCAGGGGCCUUUUGGAGCUAAAGGUGACGAGGGAUCCAGAGGAUUCCCAGGAGCCCCAGGACCCAUCGGACUGCAGGGACUGCCAGGACCACCAGGUGAGAAGGGAGAGACGGGAGACGUCGGACCUCUGGGUCCUCCAGGCCCUCCAGGACCCCGUGGCCCAGCUGGACCCAACGGUGCUGACGGUCCUCAAGGUCCUCCUGGUGGUAUUGGUAAUCCUGGAUCUCUUGGAGAAAAGGGAGAGCCUGGUGAGUCUGGACCACCUGGAAUUGUGGGAGAGCCUGGAAAGAAGGGUCCUCGCGGGGAGCGCGGAGAGAAGGGAGAGGCCGGACAACCUGGAACUGCUGGACCCGCUGGAGGACGAGGACGACCUGGAGACGACGGACCCAAAGGAAACCCUGGUCCUGUUGGUUUCCCUGGUGAUCCUGGUCCCCCUGGUGAGGUUGGACCCAGAGGUCAAGAUGGCGCCAAGGGAGAGAGAGGAGAAGAUGGUGAAGCGGGAGAGUCUGGCUCCCCCGGACCUCCUGGUGAGAACGGACCUCCCGGCCCCCCAGGAAAGAGGGGUCCAGCUGGAACAAGAGGACCAGAGGGACGUCAGGGAGAGAAGGGAACCAAGGGAGACCCAGGUGCUGUUGGCCCACCAGGAAAAACCGGCCCCGUCGGCCCCCAGGGCCAACCAGGGAAACCAGGAACAGAAGGUCUCAGAGGUCUCCCAGGAUCAGUGGGUGAGCAAGGAUCUCCAGGACCUGCCGGACAGAAAGGACCACCUGGACCCCUGGGACCUCCUGGUUUGCCUGGUCUGCGCGGAGACCCCGGUUCCAAGGGAGAGAAGGGACACCCAGGUCUUAUCGGUCUCAUCGGACCCCCAGGAGAGCAGGGAGAGAAGGGAGACCGAGGUCUGCCUGGGCCUCAGGGAUCCUCCGGACCCAAAGGAGAGACUGGAAUGUCUGGAGGCACGGGACCCAUCGGCCCUGCUGGUCCUCCUGGUCUGCCUGGUCCUCAAGGUAUCAAGGGAGCUAAGGGUGCUAGUGGAGGAGCCGGUCCAAAGGGAGAAAAGGGAGUGCAGGGACCUCCUGGACCUCCUGGCCCCCCAGGUGAGGUCAUUCAGCCCCUGCCCAUCCAGAGGAGUCCCAAGUCCAAGCGCUCCAUCGACGCCAGCCAGCUGCUCCCCGAGUCCGACCCCGACAUGCCCGCAUCUGACACCGCUGGCACCGAGUUCCUGAUGGGCAGCGAAGGCAUGGAGGAGAUCUUCGGCUCUCUCAACUCCCUCCGACAGGAGAUCGAGACCAUGCGCUUCCCUCUGGGCACCCAGGAGAGCCCCGCCCGCACCUGCCAGGACCUGCACCUCAGCCAGCCAGACCUCAAAGACGGAGAGUACUGGAUCGACCCCAACCAGGGCUGCUCCAGAGACUCCUUCAAGGUCUUCUGUAAUUUCACUAACGGAGCAGAGACGUGCCUGUAUCCCAGCAAGAGCAUCAACACGGUGAAGAUGAGCUCCUGGGACAAAGAGACUCCAGGAUCCUGGUACAGUCAGUUCGCCACUGGUAGUAAGUUCUCCUACAUGGACUCUAACGGCGAGCCUGUGGCCGUGGUCCAGCUCGGCUUCCUGCGUCUCUUGAGCGUCCAGGCCCGCCAGAACUUCACCUACCACUGCCACCGCUCAGUGGCCUGGGCCGACAAAAGCGCCAAGAACAGCUACGACAGGGCGCUGCACCUCCGGGGCGCCAACGACGAGGAGCUGAGCUACGAGACCAACCCUUACAUCAAAGCCUUGGUCGACGGCUGCUCUUAUCGUAAGGGCUUCGACAGGACGGUCCUGGAGAUCAACACACCACAGGUGGAGCACCUUCCUCUGCUGGAUAUCAAGGUGUCAGACUUUGGGGAGAGCAACCAGCAGUUUGGCUUUGAAGUGGGACCUGUCUGUUUCCAAGGCUAA